Molecule: messenger RNA, 2470 nt
Organism: Fundulus heteroclitus (mummichog)
Lineage: Eukaryota; Metazoa; Chordata; Actinopteri; Cyprinodontiformes; Fundulidae
Gene: phox2a
Product: paired like homeobox 2A
Exons: 3
Coding region: 348-1247 (299 amino acids)
Biological process (GO): regulation of transcription by RNA polymerase II
Molecular function (GO): DNA-binding transcription factor activity, RNA polymerase II-specific; RNA polymerase II transcription regulatory region sequence-specific DNA binding
Source: RefSeq, a predicted model, not a curated record
UCACUCACUGGUGGCAUUGUCAUGGAAACAAGACCACCGCUUCGCUAUUGUCUCGCGCCCUACCGAGUUUAUUAUAAGCGCCGCGCGAGCCGCAGCGCGCUGUCAAACGGAGCGCACCGCGGAGAGGAGAGGACCGCUGAAGACGCGCACAGACAGAGGGGAGCGAAGAAGGAGAGAGAGUGCCGAGAAACUAUCUGGAUUAUCCAGGGGGGACCCGUCCAGACAGAGAGAUACGCGUAAAAGAGAGUUUGGGAGAGAAAAACGCAACUCCGACGAACCGUCACCCCCAAGAAACAAGCAGCAGCUGCGUAAAAGCCGCGGACCGGUGUCUGCACCGGCUCACCUCCAUGUAUAAGAUGGAUUACUCCUACCUGAACUCCUACGACUCCUGCAUGGCGGCCAUGGAAGCGUCGGCCUACGCGGACUUCAGCUCCUGCAGCCAGGCCAGCUCCUUCCAGUACAACCCGAUCCGGAGCGGGCCGUUCUCCAACCCGGGCUGCACGCCGCUGAGCACGGCCAGCUGCACGCUGGGAGCCCUGCGAGAGCAUCAGCCCACACCGUACUCCUCUGUCCCUUACAAAUUCUUCUCGGACCCUUCUGGACUAAACGAGAAGAGGAAGCAGCGGCGCAUCCGGACCACCUUCACCAGCUCCCAGCUGAAGGAGCUGGAGCGGGUCUUCGCCGAGACGCACUACCCGGACAUCUACACCCGAGAGGAGCUGGCUCUGAAGAUAGACCUGACCGAGGCCCGGGUGCAGGUGUGGUUCCAGAACAGGCGUGCCAAAUUCCGCAAGCAGGAGCGGGCGGCCAACGCCAAGGCCAACAGCUCUGGUGGCAACUCUGGCAGCAGCAGCAGCUCUGGGGGCAAGAAGGGCGGAGAAACGAGAUCUUCGUCCGAUGACGAUGAGUCCAAAGAGUCCACCUGCAGCCCGACGCCCGACAGCACCGCUUCCUUGCCCGGCUCGGCCAACGGGAACCUCGGGAGCCCCGCUAGCCUUAGCCCCAGCCCGGCCCCCGCCAACAGCGGCUACACCAACGCCUCCAGCUCCCCGGUCCUCCAGGGCCUGAAGCCGCCCAGCUGGUCCAGCCUGGGGCCGUCCAACCCGGCGGUGGCCCAGCCGGCUGCUCAGACUCAGGAGAUUCUGAAGGCCUGGCAGCCAGCGGACAGUAUGACCGGGCCCUUCGCUGGAGUCCUGUCCUCCUUCCAUAGAAAACCCAAUCCUGCCAUCAAGACAAAUCUGUUCUGAGGCGGAGAGAGGGAGGAGAAGACAAGGACCGAUGUGGAACAGAUAAAAGCUUCAAACUUUUUUUUUUUUUUUUUAGUGGAGAAUCAAAAACAUGCCCAUCAUGUUCUGGCCAGAGCUCAGAUAAUACCAGAUCUGCUAGUUCAAGCAUGUCACGCAGCUAAACAGAACCGACCCGGAUGUGGACAGAUUCCUGUGACUCUACUUUCCACCUGACUUUGAUCCUUUCUAGGACCAGACCAGAAAGACUCUCUCUAUUUAAUGGUAUUGAACUCCAACAGUACAGGCCCUCAAACCGUCAGCCCCAGAUCCUUGCAUCUUCUCCGUAUUCGUUGCAUACUCACAUUCCCAAACUCUCUGCAGCGGCUCCAUGAAGUAUGGAGGUCAGGUACGAGCUAAAAGCAGAAAGCCAAACAUCUCUGAUCUCUGCUGAGGAAACAAAGCAAACCUUUACCCUCAAGCACAACUAGAUACACAGACUUUUUUUGUUUCUGGAAUUGCCCCCAAAUCCGUUUGCCAAGCGGAGCGGGGCGGGUGGGAGAGAGGAAGGGGGGGCCUGGAAAUCCAAUUAGAGCUGUGUGGUUGGGAGCAGACACCUCCCCAGAUCAGCUCAUUCUCUCCUCCGUAUGUUAAACGUUGAAUCCUGACCUGUAAGAAAACAAGUGGCCACUUUGUUAAAGCUCCCGGUUUAAGCCAUACCGCACAUCCACAGAGCCGAGCGCAUCCUGCAGACGUUUGGGGUCCAACUGAUCCGUUCUGCCGCUGGUGAAGUCAUGCAAACGGUCCCUCACCGACCCAACGCCACAGACAGAAGAGAUCGCUUCCCCUUCAUCAGCUUCUCAGACUGAAGCAGGAUUACUGGCUCUAAACAUACACAAAGCGUCCCGUUUUGACCCUUAACGGCGCGGCCUUGGCCUCGUUGAUGCAAACCUGCUGGCAAAACGGUUUCCUCAGAAUAAAAAAAAACAAAAACAUGUAUUUAUUAAUAUUUUUCACAUGUCUUUGAGUGGCUGUAAAUUCUGUAGAUAGUAAUAUAAAUAUUAGAUAGUUGUCCCACCCUCUUUUUUUUGUUUUUGUUUGUUUGUUUGUUUUGCUUUACAGAUCUACUUCACUGCAGGGCCUCUGUCUCACAGGAACGUGUGGAGCUCUGGUGAAUGAGAAGUUAUAGCACUACUCUGAAUAUUCAAAUAAAUCUACAUUAUGAAGGCACUACGCGACACAGCUCA